AUGAGGUCGCUCUCCGCCUGGCUGCUGUUGGCGCUAUGCCCGUUCGCCUAUGCUGCCCCGAGAGGCUGCACCCAUAAGGUCAAGGAGAGCGUGCCUCCACCCAGAGGAUGGACGAAGCUCGAGCUUGCGCCCGCCAACCACAAUAUUGAGCUGCGCAUAGGACUUCCUCAGUCCAAUUUCGCUGAGUUGGAGCGCCAUCUCUAUGAAGUCAGCGAUCCGUUCCACGAGCGCUACGGCGAGCAUUUGUCCAAGGAGGAGGUCGAGGCGCUCAUUGCUCCCAAUCCGGAGAGCAUUAAUCGCGUCGACGAAUGGCUUGCAUCUCAUGGUAUAACAGCAGAAGAUUUCUCUCGGUCUCCCGCUCGGGAUUGGGUCAAGGUCAAAGUCUCCGUCAGUCUUGCGGAGAAGAUGCUUGAUACAAAAUAUCAUGUUUGGGUUCACGACGAAAGCGGUGACGCGGUUGUUCGUACGACAUCUUACAGUCUCCCGGAAGAUCUGCACGAGCAUGUGGAGCUGGUCCAGCCGACCACGAUGUUCUCCCGGUUCAACAGUUUGAAGACCACUUAUAUUCUCGACCAGGAUCUACCUGCGGCUACGAAUCCCGAUGAGCCUACGAUUAGCGUUCCUACUGCGUACAAUGGCUCUGUGGAUGCCAGUUGCAACGGUACCAUCACAGUCACCUGCCUCAAGCAGCUCUACAAUGCUGUCGGUUAUACGCCAUCGGCCUCGAAUGGCAACCACAUCGCUGUCACUGGGUAUCUUGAUCAGUAUGCCAACUUGGAAGACCUGCAGAUGUUCUAUGCGGAUGAGGUGCCUGCUGCUGUCAACACGUCCUUCACUUACGUAUCCAUCAACGGCGGGCAGAACAAUCAGACACUGGAUGAAGCAGGCGCUGAAGCCGAUCUGGACACCCAGUUCGCUUUCGGUCUGACGUUCCCCACUCCUGGGACGUUCUACUCCACUGGAGGAAGCCCACCCUACGUCCCAGAUAUUCUUACUCCCAAUGAUACCAACGAGCCUUACAUCGAUUGGCUUGGUUACAUUCUCAAUGCUACUAAUCCACCUCAGACAAUCUCUACCAGCUACGGUGACGACGAACAGACGGUUCCUUAUAGCUACGCACGACGUGUUUGCGCUGAAUUUGCUCAGCUAGGUGCCCGCGGUGUCUCUUUGACCUUCAGCUCUGGUGACGGCGGUGUCGGUGACGGCAAUCCGGACCCGGCCACGCAGCAGUGCUACACCAACGACGGACGCAAUGUGACGGAGUUCCUCCCUGCAUUUCCAGCUAGUUGCCCGUAUGUCACAGCGGUGGGAGGCACCAUCUACGUACCAGAGCAGGCGGUAUUCUUUUCUGGUGGAGGCGUAAGUAACUACUUCCCGCGUCCCUCCUGGCAGGAAGAUGUCGUGGCCAACUACUUUGACAAUCUUGCACCCGGCACAUACUCAGGCCUCUAUAACACGACCGGACGCGCUUAUCCGGACGUUGCAGCGCAGGCGUUCUAUUUCAAGAUCUACCUUUCCGGCAACGCGACGCUCAUCGGCGGGACGUCUGCCGCGUCGCCGACCUUCGCAGGAUUCGUGUCCCUCUUGAACGACGCACGCAUCUCACUCGGACUGUCUCCGCUGGGCUACUUGAACCCGCUCAUAUAUGCCGUCGGCUCGAGGGUCCCCGAGGCCUUCAACGAUAUCACUGUGGGCAACAAUCCUGGAUGCGGCACGGAGGGCUUCAACGCUACGGCGGGAUGGGAUCCUGUCACUGGCUUCGGCACGCCCAAUUUCGCCAACUUGAAGGCGCUUGCUACGUAUAAUACUACAGCUAUAUCGAAGCUGCUGUAG
Sparassis crispa is the source of this 1833-nucleotide messenger RNA. RefSeq names its product Tripeptidyl-peptidase sed3. Gene Ontology annotation, biological process: proteolysis. Lineage: Eukaryota; Fungi; Basidiomycota; Agaricomycetes; Polyporales; Sparassidaceae. The transcript has 13 exons. The record is from RefSeq and is a predicted model, not a curated record. Bases 1 to 1833 code for a protein of 610 amino acids. Gene Ontology annotation, molecular function: tripeptidyl-peptidase activity; serine-type endopeptidase activity.